AUGGACGAGCUUGCGACGCCGUCGCGACCAGAGAUAAUCGGCACUGCUCAAACGUCUCGCACAGGCUCGCCAGCCGGCGAUGCCAUAGCCCCAACGAGUGGGCAAUAUCUGGGCCCUACCUCCUCCCACUCAUUCCUGCGGCGCGCUUGGAGGCGCUUUGGACAGGACAUCGACCUGGAAUCACGUCAGGAUGCCUCGCAAGACGACACUCCGGUCUUUCUUGCUGGUGACAGAAGGGUACCCAUCCAAAACACCGCGAAUGUGACGCUGCCAGAUGAGACUCGGACGUCGGAGCUUCUUGCGAGGUACUUCCAAUUCGCCGCGCCAACAUACCGCUUUCUUCAUCAACCAACUGUACAGCGUUGGCUGAAAAGCUACCGCGCACAGGAGCGAGAUCCGACCGGCGAACAGAGACUGUCUCCUAUCCGCCAAGCUAUCGUCUUGAUGGUACUUGCAACCGCUUCUCUCUACGCCGUAGACUCUUCGCACACAAGAAUCGACACUUCUGUCGAAGAGUCUUGGGAGACAUGGCAGUCGGGAGAGUGCUUCCAUCAGGCAGCGCAAGAGAAGAUCCGCGACGAGACCGGCCGCAUCAGCAUCGAGUCUGUACAAGCCAGGCUGGCGUCAGUCCUGUAUCUCCUGAACACAUCCAGGCUUAACGGUGCUUGGUACAUGUUUGGCACGACGGUGCAGCUGGUCCAUGCCCUCGGUUUGCACCGGAGCCGAGUGAAGAUGGUGAGUCAAUCAGAUGCUAUUGUCCGUGAAUGUCGCAGGAGAUGCUUCUGGUCCGCGUUCACUCUCGACGUCUAUCUCAGCGUUAUGCUUGGCCGUCCGACGAUGAUACACGACGAUGACAUCGAUCAACUCCAUCCAGAGUCGGUCAACGACGACGAUAUUACCGCCGAGGGAAUCACAACCCACACCAUUCCCCGAGAUUCCAUUAUGGAUGCAUCUGUUUGUCAUGCCAAGCUGGCGAGGAUCGUCAAAGAGUCUUGCAGAGAACAGUAUGCGGUGCAGCGACCACGCGAGCAGCAACAGAUUGCAACAGCCCGGAGGCUCAACGGUGAAAUCAAUCAGUGGCGCGAUCGUCUCCCGGUCUUUCUUUCCGGCGCGAUACACCCAGCUAGCCUGAUUCCCAUCUUCCGACGGCAGCAUACCGUUCUGCGUUUGGCACGUGCACAUGCUAUUAUGCUGCUGAACAGGCCUUUGAUUCUCCAUCGAAAUCAAACACAACCCGGUAAGCUUGGAAGCAUCUGGAGGAGUGUAGUUCUGGGAAAUACCGUCGAGCGUGAUGAUGCUGCCAUCCUUCAGCUGCUUGCGCUAUCUGUCAUCUACGUUUACUUGAUUCAGCCCAACAAUGAUCAGAGUGACAGCCACAGAAAGUCGGAGCAAGGCAAGCUGUACGAUCUUGCAGAGACUGUGCAGCGUCACCUCGCUCAGGCAACCCAAUCUAACGCACCCAGUCUACGUUAUAGCAUCAUCUUGGAGGAGCUCCAGCAAGAGACCCGUCGCGUACUCGCAGCAGAAGAGGAGCCGAUUGGCGAUAACAUUACAGCGACCAGUGAUACAGGUGAAGGCGAGGGGCCGAUGCCAUGGACCGAUCUGGACUGGGAGACCUUAGGCGGAGACUUUUCCAGGGACGUUGACCUCUUCACUCAUUUGGACUCCUUCUUCUCGGGUCCAGAAGCGGUGUAA
Messenger RNA from Saxophila tyrrhenica, 1695 nucleotides. RefSeq lists its product as uncharacterized. The transcript is spliced from 4 exons. Gene Ontology annotation, cellular component: nucleus. Gene Ontology annotation, molecular function: sequence-specific DNA binding; zinc ion binding. The record is from RefSeq and is a predicted model, not a curated record. The coding region runs from base 1 to 1695 and encodes 564 amino acids. Gene Ontology annotation, biological process: DNA-templated transcription; positive regulation of transcription by RNA polymerase II. Lineage: Eukaryota; Fungi; Ascomycota; Dothideomycetes; Mycosphaerellales; Extremaceae.